Molecule: messenger RNA, 2094 nt
Organism: Sesamum indicum (sesame)
Lineage: Eukaryota; Viridiplantae; Streptophyta; Magnoliopsida; Lamiales; Pedaliaceae
Product: NEDD8-activating enzyme E1 regulatory subunit AXR1
Biological process (GO): protein neddylation
Cellular component (GO): cytoplasm
Molecular function (GO): NEDD8 activating enzyme activity
Source: RefSeq, a predicted model, not a curated record
UUUGUGAAGCUCAAUUAUUUGAAAUCCAAACAGUCCCUUAAACCCUCUCUUCUUUCUUUUCCCUCUCUCAGAUUCUUACACUCUUCUGCGUAUCAACCAAGCAAGCAAAAAUCUCCAAUGGCGGAACCCAAAACCAAGUACGAUCGUCAGCUCAGAAUAUGGGGUGAGCAAGGGCAGACAGCUCUCGAGAAAUCAAGCAUAUGCUUGUUGAACUGCGGGCCCACGGGCUCCGAAACCUUGAAAAAUCUAGUUCUUGGUGGGGUUGGAAGUAUUACUGUUGUUGAUGGCUCUAAGGUUGAGCUUGGGGACCUAGGGAAUAAUUUCAUGGUGGAUGAAUCGAGCGUUGGGCAAUCGAAGGCGAAAACUGUUUGUGCAUUUCUACAGGAGUUGAAUGAUGCAGUCAAGGCGAAGUUUAUUGAGGAGUAUCCGGAGGCAUUAAUUGAGUCCAACCCAUCAUUCUUUGCGCAGUUCACUUUGGUUGUUGCUACACAGCUUGUGGAAGACAAAAUGAUGAAACUGGAUAAGAUCUGCCGUGAUGCUAAUGUCAUGUUGAUAUUUGCACGUUCUUAUGGCCUCACUGGUUUUGUUCGGAUCAGCGUGAAGGAACAUGCAGUGAUUGAAUCAAAACCUGACCAUUUUCUGGAUGAUCUUCGAUUAAAUAAUCCAUGGCCGGAGCUAAAAAGGUUUGCAGAAACAUUUGAUCUGGAUACAGCUGAUCCUAUCGUUCAUAAGCACACUCCUUAUGUCAUCAUUCUUAUUAAGUUGGCAGAGGAGUGGGCAAGAAAUCAUGGUGGAGUUCUUCCAUCAACAAGGGAAGAGAAAAAAGAAUUUAAGGAUUUAAUCAAGGCCAAGAUGAUUGCAUCUGAUGAAGAAAAUUAUAAGGAAGCCAUGGAAGCUUCAUUCAAAGUCUUUGCCGCUCAAGGAAUUAGUCCAAGCUUACAGCAGAUAAUUAAUGAUAGCUGUGCUGAAGUUAAUUCCCUUUCAUCGGAUUUUUGGGUGUUGGUGGCAGCUCUUAAGGAAUUUAUAGCUAAUGAAGGUGGUGGAGAGGCACCUUUGGAGGGAUCAAUCCCGGACAUGACAUCUUCCACUGAGUUAUAUGUAAACCUGCAAAAGAAAAGAUCUACUAAGGCUGAGGCUGAUUUUCUUGUUAUGGAGCAGCGUGUUAGGAAAAUCUUAAAAAAAAUAGGUAGAGAUCCAGAUAGCAUAUCAAAGGCAACCAUAAAAACCUUUUGCAGAAAUGCACGGAAGCUCAAGGUAUGUAGAUAUAGCUUGAUGGAGGAUGAGUACAAUUCACCAGUUCAAUUGGAGUUACAAAAGUAUCUGACCGAUGAAGACUACAGUACUGCUGUGGGAUUUUACAUUCUUCUACGAGCUGUAGAUCGUUUUGCUGCAAACUACAAUAGCUUUCCAGGGCAAUUUGAUGGUGAGAUGGAUGAGGAGAUAUCAAGACUGAAAACAACAGCUGUCUCACUACUUGCUGAUUUGGGAUGCAACGGAUCAAACUUAACAGAAGACCUUAUAAAUGAGAUGUGUCGUUAUGGUGCUGCAGAACUUCAUGCUGUGGCUGCCAUCAUUGGUGGAAUUGCGUCACAGGAGGUGAUUAAGCUCAUCACAAGACAAUUUGUUCCAAUGAGUGGGACUUUUAUAUUCAGCGGCAUCGAUCAUAAGUCGCAGUUGUUGUUAUUUUAGGAUACAAAGAAAGCAACAUGAUUGCAGUGUUCUUUAUGAUGGAGCUCAUAAACUGGUUUUGGAGAAAUCUUGGAUCCUAUACUGACAGAGCAUGCAGAAGAAAUCGUUCAUCUUGAUUAGAAUAGUAGCUUCUGUACGAAUGUUCAUUAGCUAUGAAAUGACAUUCAACACAGGUAAGAAAAAUACGUAAUUUGACUGUCUGUGAACGCAGUGAGAUAUGCUCAUGAUAGCUUGUCUACAUUGGGAAAGAAAAUUUUCCUAUUGGUUUGAAGAAUGGAUAGAUGAUGAUGCACGCUAAUUAUGGCCAGAGUGAUACUGAUCAUCGAUCUUUCUCUAAUCUUCUCCCAUUUUGUGCGUUGAAGAGUUUGAAUUGACUUUUGAGUACUUGCAUUUUGCCCCCAUCUA